CACACGAUCAUAAUCUACACGACGUACAAAACGCAAAGCAACACAACACAUACACAUCGAAGAUCGAAAGGUAGAGCGCAGAGACCAAAAUUAUGCAGAGCGCAGAGGUAACCACAGUGAUGGUGGUGCUCCUGUUUUUGACUGUGGGUUCGACCACUCUGGUGAAAGCAAGCAUGUCGAAAGGCAUGAGCAAUUACGUUUUCGCUGCUUAUUCCAACCUCCUCGGAUUCUGUUUCCUGCUAAUUGCAACCACCCUUCAUUACAGGAACAGAUCUCCCACACCGCUCAAUAACUUCAUUCUCUUCAGAAUUUUUCUCAUUGGCUUCUUCAGCGUUUCCAUUCAGACGUUUCUCUAUGUUGGACUUGGAUAUAGCUCCCCGGCUCUCUACUCAGCCAUCGAAGAUCUUCUUCCAGCUUUCACUUUCUUUAUCGCCAUUGUUUUCAGGAUGGAAAAGCUGGACCUAAAACUAAGAAGCUGCCAAGCAAAAACUAUUGGGACUGUGGUCUCAAUUGCAGGGGCAUUAAUAGUGACUUUUUACAAAGGUUUGCCUAUGACAAAUGGUGCCAUGCCAAACAAUUUAUCUCUCUCAUCUCAACAAUCACAAUGGCUACUAGGAGGAUUUCUCCUAUCAACUGGUACUUUUUGUUGUUCAGUCUCUCUUGUUAUACAGACAUGGACUAUUAAGGACUACCCAGAGGAGCUAAUGCUAAUGACCGUUGCUACCAGUUUCACUGUAAUCCUGUCUUUCGUUGUAGCUUUCGUUGCAGAGCAAAAUCCUGAGGCAUGGAUACUUAAGCCUGAUAUGGAAUUGGUGUGCAUAUUGUAUUCAGCCAUUGUAGUGCUGGCUACACGAAGUGUGGUGUAUGCAUGGGCAUGUCGAAAGAAGGGAGCUGUAUAUGUUGCUAUGUUCAGUCCUUUAGGAAUUGUGAUUGCACUUGCUAUGGGUAUUGUGUUUUUGGGAGACACUCUAUAUCUUGGAAGUGUUAUAGGAGCUGCUACAAUAGUUGUUGGGUUUUAUGCUGUGAUAUGGGGUCAGGCUCAAGAGGAAAAUAUUUGUGAGAAACAUGGAACCUGUAACAUUAUCUCUUCAUCUUCAUCUUGUUCUGAAGUCACCCUCUUGCUGAAUAAAAACAAAGACACAAUGAUAGUAUGAAAGGUUUGAGGAGACUUUUAACAUAUGAUGGAGACAGACAUUAUGAGAUAGUUGAAGAGAAGUCCUGUCCUGUAUCAUAAAUGUUUUCCUUCUAUUUCAAGAGUAAUUGACUUGACACCAUUAAUUUCUCCUUGCACACCCAUUGAAAUUGUUUGAAGAAAGCUCCUAUGGCAAAUAAGUAGUAUAUGAUUAAGAUUAUGAUUGUUCAGAAGAAUCCUCUAAAAGGUGAAAGUAAUGUAGUUUGUUUGAUAACAGUGGAAAAAUAAGAAAAAUAGUUUUAAAAAGAAUACUGAGAUUUGUUGUACUAUUUA
This is a messenger RNA of Vigna unguiculata (cowpea), 1465 nucleotides long. Its product is annotated as WAT1-related protein At5g40240-like. Gene Ontology annotation, molecular function: transmembrane transporter activity. The record is from RefSeq and is a predicted model, not a curated record. NCBI's taxonomy places the organism in Eukaryota, Viridiplantae, Streptophyta, Magnoliopsida, Fabales, Fabaceae. Gene Ontology annotation, cellular component: membrane.